AUGUCCACCCACAACAUCCCUCGCCGCAGCCAACCCACCCCUCAGAACCCAAUCGUAAUCACCUCCGACGACGAAGCCGAAGCUUCAGACGACUCCAUGGAGAUCGACUUCGCCAGCGCACACUCCCGCCAGCAGCAGAUCGGAUUCCUCGAAGGCUACAACCACAACCACGCGCACCGACCACAACACCAGCAACCACAACCCCGCCAAGCUCCUCUCUACACCUCCACCCUCGAGCAGGAAAAAAAGGUCCGCAGCCGCCUGCGCGAAGAGCGCCACGCCGCGCUGUGCGUGCUGAUGGACCGCGAACUGCUCACGAUCCAGGCUCUUGCCGCGCAAGAGGUAACUCCCCUCCGGCCGUCUACACCGUUCUACCUUCAACGGGGGACCCUCCCGCAAGCGCGCCGCCGCUUCCUGGCCAAGCUCAUGGCCCCCGAUGACCCCGAAAUGGCUGCGUCCAUCCGCGCCGACCGCUUCACCAUCCAGCACCCGUCCACCACCACCGCCGCCUCCUCCGCCUCCGCCUCCGCCUCGUCAACGUCAACGACCGUGCAGCGGAAGAUCGUCGAUGUGCAUGAAUCCGAUGAUACCGGGUGGCGGCGCCCGACGGAUCCGUCCUCUGUGUCUGCGGCUGCUGUAGCCGGCGUGGCGUCUCCUGGGGGUUCGUCAGCGAUGACGACGACGCCCGUGUCCCGCGGGUAUGCGCGGAGGAUGGCGUCCAUGACGCCCGAGCGGACGAGGCAUAGUCCCGCUGGGAGACCACGGGCGUCGGCGUCGCGGAGCCAGCAGACGCGAGAGCGGGAGCGGCGACGGCGGUGGAGUGGUGCGGAGCGGGAGGAUGCCGGAAUUCCGUUUGGGGGGUUCUCUCCUUGA
Molecule: messenger RNA, 873 nt
Organism: Aspergillus terreus NIH2624
Lineage: Eukaryota; Fungi; Ascomycota; Eurotiomycetes; Eurotiales; Aspergillaceae
Exons: 3
Coding region: 1-873 (290 amino acids)
Source: RefSeq, a predicted model, not a curated record